AUGGCAAAGGGGACGGCUGAUGGCGGCGCUGCGACUGGAACAGGUCAAGAGAAGGUGCAGGACAUCAAGCCGUCCGGGAAGGGCGGCGGCGACGUACCGGCGGCGGCGGCCGGGGAGAAGCAGCUGGUGAUAAGGGCGCCGGUGCACUGCGACGGCUGCGGCAGGAAGUUGCGCCGCUCACUGCAGCGCAUCGAGGGUGUUGGAGAGGUGACUGUGGACAGCCGGACCAACACGGUGGUUGUGAGGGGCCGCAGAGCGGUGGAGAACGCGACGGAGGUCCUGCAGGUCGUGGAAAGGAGGACCGGGGAGAAGGCGGUGUUGGUGAGCCCGUCGCCAGACAAGCUGCCGCCGCGGUCAGUGCCCAACAAGGGUGGAGAGACCAACAAGAAAGACGAUGGAAACACAAAGGACGUGUCAAAUGAAUUACCGGAAGUGGAUAUGGAAAUGGUUACCGUUCUGAAGAUGAACUUGCACUGCGACGCCUGCAGCGAGGAGAUCAGGCGGAGGAUACUGAAGAUUACAGGUGAUGGUGAAAGGGAAGGUGGAGCCGGCGACACUGGUCGGCUUCAUCCACAAGUGCACGGGGGGAAAGCCGCCAUCAUCAGAGCGGAGCCACUGGAUGAUCUCCUGCAAUCAGCGAAGUCGCCGGCGCCACCAACGGUCGUCACGCCAGCGCCACCGGUUGAAGCUGAGAAUCCGCCGGGGGAGAAGAAGAAUGGCGGACAGAAUGGGAAGAAGAAGGAAGAGCCAAAUGAGGAGAACACGGGAGGAGGACAAGAGGAGGACCAUGUGGAUGAGAACCCAGAAACGAAGAAGCCGAGCGACGGCGGCCAUGGCGCCACCGACGAGGAGCAUGGAACCCAUGCCGGCGAAGCUCCAAACCAUAACAAUGGCGGCCAUCAUGGAGAUGAGUUCGUGCUGGAGAAUCAUACCAAGGACGACCGCCUGUUCACCGUUCCGAUGCCGGCCGGAGUUGUGACGGUGGCGCCUGAGAUGGCCCUCAGCAACCGGAGCUACUACUACCCGGCGUAUCCUUCCGCACAAUACUAUUUCCCCUACCAGCAGUACCAGUAUCCGCAGGCGUACCCGGCGUAUGCUUGCAGCCCUGCUGCCAUGUACGGGUAUGGCUAUCCAGCAAACUAUCCACCGGAUGCUUUCAGUGAGGAGAACCCAAAUGCAUGCACCAUCGUGUGA
Molecule: messenger RNA, 1194 nt
Organism: Miscanthus lutarioriparius
Lineage: Eukaryota; Viridiplantae; Streptophyta; Magnoliopsida; Poales; Poaceae
Source: the annotation of a GenBank genome assembly